Messenger RNA from Balaenoptera acutorostrata (minke whale), 1784 nucleotides. It is a transcript of the gene ANKRD63, whose product is annotated as ankyrin repeat domain 63. Gene Ontology annotation, molecular function: protein binding. NCBI's taxonomy places the organism in Eukaryota, Metazoa, Chordata, Mammalia, Artiodactyla, Balaenopteridae. Bases 223 to 1371 code for a protein of 382 amino acids. The record is from RefSeq and is a predicted model, not a curated record. The transcript has a single exon.
CGGGAAGCCCAGGGAAGGAGCAGCGAGACGCCGGGCGUGCGGCCCAGGAGCGGCGGGGCAGCUGGAGGACAGAGUGGGAACCUCAGGACCCUCGGCCGCAGCCGCCCACGCGCGGAGGGAGCCAUACCCGAGCGCCGGCGGGGGCCGGAGCCCGGCGGGGCUCAGGAACAGGGGCGCCCCCGUGCGGAGCUGCCGGGCCGCCUGGGCGCGGCGGCCGAGGCCAUGCUCAAGCCCAAGGACCUGUGCCCCCGAGCGGGUACGCGUACCUUCCUGGAGGCCAUGCAGGCGGGCAAAGUGCACCUGGCCCGCUUUGUGCUGGAUGCGCUGGACCGCAGCAUCAUCGACUGCCGCGCGGAGCAGGGCCGCACGCCGCUCAUGGUGGCCGUGGGCUUGCCAGACCCCGCGCUGCGCGCGCGCUUUGUACGACUACUGCUGGAGCAGGGUGCAGCAGUGAACCUGCGGGACGAGCGCGGCCGCACGGCGCUCAGCCUGGCGUGCGAGCGCGGCCACCUGGACGCCGUGCAACUGCUGGUGCAGUUCAGCGGCGACCCCGAGGCGGCCGACUCGGCGGGCAAUAGCCCGGUGAUGUGGGCGGCAGCGUGCGGCCACGGGGCGGUGCUCGAGUUCCUGGUGCGCUCUUUCCGCCGCCUCGGCCUGCGCCUCGACCGCACCAACCGGGCGGGCCUCACGGCGCUGCAACUGGCCGCUGCCCGCGGCCACGGGACCUGUGUGCAGGCCCUCACCGGGCCCUGGGGCCGCGCAGCCGCUGCCGCCGCGGCCCGGGGCUCCAACUCCGACAGCCCCCCUGGCCGUCCGGCUCCCGCGCCCAGCCCUGAGCGCCGAAGACCCAGCCCCCGCCGCCUACCGCGGCCUCUGCUGGCGCGCUUUGCUCGAGCGGCCGGCGGCCAUGGUCACGGCGGCGAGGCUGGUUCAGGGGGUAAGGGCUUCGGUCGGCACCGGGCGCAGGGCAGCGAGCGGCCGGAGCUGGGCCGGAGCAUGAGCCUGGCGUUGGGUGCCGUGACCGAGGAGGAGGCGGCUCGACUGCGGGCGGGAGCCCUGAUGGCCCAACCACACUCGCCCCAGUCUUCAGGGGCUGGGCGGUGGCGUUCGCAGGAGGUGCUGGAGGGAGCGCCCCCAACCUUAGUGCAAGUCCCCGUCGGCCUUAGCCCCCACCCCGAGGGCGCCCCCGGCUCUGGCCGCUUGGGUUUGCGCCGACGCUCCACAGCUCCAGACAUCCCCAGCCUGGUCGGGGAGGCACCUGGGCCCGAGAGCGGCCCAGAAUUAGAGCCCAACGCUCUGCCCCAUUCGGUGCCUGGGCCUCAGCCUUGGCAGGCGGGCACGGAGGCCGUGGUGCUGCACGCUCAGCGGUAAACAGCCUCGAGGCCGAGCCCUGCUCCCCCCACCUUCCCCCCUCUGCUCCAUUGGGAUUUCUUUUUCCCAGGUCCCUCACUUUCCUGGCAGUUUCCCACCCCCAGAUCCUAGAACCUGUCCCUACUGCCAAGGUGAGACCUCCCUCAGCCCUCUCUCCGAAAGGGACCCCUAUCUUAUUUCUUUUUUGUGCUUGUUGGUAUUCCCUGCCCGAGUCUCUCACCUUUUCUAAAGGCCUGCCGUUCCUGUCAUGGAAGCGAGGAGUAGAAGACUGGAUCCAUAGGCUACAGCUUUCCAGCUGGACCCCCUUCCCUGGGUGCUAAGGCGCACUCCUGCGUCCUUCAGGCUCCUGCCGGGUUUCCUUCCCCUUGCCGCGUUUUCCCACACCCUAGUCAGCCAGGCAGGCAGAAGAGUUG